Molecule: messenger RNA, 1604 nt
Organism: Oppia nitens
Lineage: Eukaryota; Metazoa; Arthropoda; Arachnida; Sarcoptiformes; Oppiidae
Product: denticleless protein homolog
Exons: 4
Coding region: 162-1604 (480 amino acids)
Biological process (GO): proteasome-mediated ubiquitin-dependent protein catabolic process
Cellular component (GO): nucleus
Molecular function (GO): protein-macromolecule adaptor activity; protein binding
Source: RefSeq, a predicted model, not a curated record
CGAUUGAUUUCCCGCGAUUGUAGAGGUGUUAGUAUUUUGUAAUUUUUGGCGCAUUUUUGUUGCGUAAACUCAAUGAUAGUCUCAUUGAUUGUCAACUAAACGGUGACAACAAUUGACUGAUUCUUUUGACUUCAAAUAUAACGACAAAAAGUAAACAAAUAAUGAAUUUAAUCAACAGUUUAGUUGACCGACAAAUCGGUGGUCGAAGAAGUUGUCCACUCAUUGACUUUGCAUUUAAUAAACUUAGUCUUUGCGGUCAAUACGAGUUCAAUGAUUUGAAUGAUGUGGGGGCACCUCCUCUGGCAAUGGCUAUGAAUGAUGGACUACUAUCGGUGGCCAACGAUGGUGGCGAUAUGGCUCUUGUUAAUAGCCGCGAUAUGACUGUCCGCAAGACUUGGCGCGCACACAAUAAUGCCAUCUUCGACGUGAAGUGGAGGCCAUCAUCUGACGAUCACUUGGGAACCGCUUCGGGAGACAAGUCUAUUACCAUUUGGGACGUGAAUAAAGUUGAAAAGGUCUAUUCAUAUGAAUGUGCUCACAACGGAUCAAUUAAGUCGAUUGAUUUCAAAGAUCAGAAUGUGGUGGCCAGCGGUUCGCGGGACGGACUCAUUAAAAUAUGGGACUUGAGAUGCGGCAGAGGCGGAUCAGUUAUAGUGAUAGAAAACGCACAUUUGAGUCAUUUGCCAUCAUAUAAGUCAUCGCCUAAAGUGAGGUCACAGAAAUCAUCACCACUUAAUAGUGUGACCUGUGUUUCCUUUAAUAGUCACAAUGAAUACUUGUAUAGUAGUGGUGCUAAUGACGGUACCAUUAAGUUAUGGGACUUAAGGAAGUGUAGGCGAAAUAAAAUGAAUAAAACAUUUCCAGUUCCCAUCAAACAGUUAUAUCUGGGAUCCAAAAAAUGUUCACCGAGUCAUGGAUUUACUUACAUAACUUUUGCCUCAAAUAACCGAUUGUUUGCAAGUUGUAGUGAUCAUAGCAUUUAUGGUUUCUGUGGUGAUAUGUCUUUCCCAUCGGUUAAAUGCAUUGGACUUCAAGUUAAUAAUUUUACCCGAAUUAAUACAUUCAGAGAUAAUUAUCUUAUCAGUGGAUCAGUUGAUGGCCGAGCGUUCAUUUGGCCGAUUCACACGAAUCGAUGUACGUCUUUGAUGGAUAUGACUCCGAUAUUACCUAUAAAUGUAUUGCCACAUUCAGAUGAAGAAGUCACUGCAGUAUUAGCCGACAAUCAUUCAUACAGUAUAUAUACGUGUAGUGACGAUCAAAAGGUUAACAAAUGGUCGCUCUUCAACACAAAUGUUGAAAAAGAGAAAAAUAAUUCGAGUCAAGAAUUUGUUCCCAAUAGUGACCAAUUGAAGAUGAUUGAGGUUAAAGCAAACAAUUCUAUUGAUAUGAUUUCACACAAUAAUGGACAACCACUUUCAUCGCUUACCAAUUGGUUGGAGCGAUCGGGCAAACAGCACAUGACUCCAUCAAAUCCAGCCAAACGAAUGCGUUUAACUCAAAGUCUUCCCACAAAUAAGUCAAAAGAAAACCAUUCGAGACAUAAAUCAUCGAAAAGACAAUUAUUUAAUAAUAAUCGAAAAAUUAGUGACUAUUUUACCCCUUAA